Molecule: messenger RNA, 3397 nt
Organism: Nannospalax galili (Upper Galilee mountains blind mole rat)
Lineage: Eukaryota; Metazoa; Chordata; Mammalia; Rodentia; Spalacidae
Gene: Mdfic
Product: MyoD family inhibitor domain containing
Exons: 5
Coding region: 387-1136 (249 amino acids)
Source: RefSeq, a predicted model, not a curated record
UAGGAGUGGCGAGAGGGGGAAAGAGAGGCACGCGGGGGCCCAAAGUCCUUCAGGAGUGAAGCUGGCCGGAGUGAGCUGGCUGGAGUGAGGGGGCGGAGUGCAGGGCUGAGCUGGCGCUGUCACAGUCCCGGCCACUGAAGCAUCUGGGCUGAGCCCUGGGAGGCGGGCGGGACGUGCGGGGGCCGCCGCGGUCGUCAGGCCACCCGGCGCGAUGGGGCCGUGCCCGCAGCCCCGCUGACUUGGCCGGCGGAAGAGGAGGACCGGGCUCGGAGCGGCCCAGUAGGGGGAUGCCCAGAAGCCGUCAGUUUCCUACACCCAACACCUAAGCAGCGGGGGUCCGAGCGCCCCGCGGGUGGCGGCAGGCGGCGCGGGCUGGAGAGCGGCCCAUGUCCGGCGCGGGCGAAGCGCUUGCUCCCGGGCCCGCGGGGCCGCAGCGCGCGGAGGAGGCGGGCGGCGGCCGGCCGGGAGUCCCGGGCCAUGAAAAAUGUAAUAAAGAUGAUACUGAGAGGGAUAUCACCCAGGCUACCAGUAGCCACUUCACAUGUGGACAGAUCCAAGACCAGUCCAUUUGGGGAAAUCCUUCAGAUGGUGAGCUCAUCAGAACCCAACCUCAGCGGCUGCCUCAGCUACAGACUUCAGCACAGGAGCCCAGCGAGGAGGAAACAGGCAAGAUGAAGAACGGAGGCCGAACCAGCACCAGUCUGAGCAAUGGGAAUGGAAUUCACCAUGGGACCAAACAUGCAUCUGCCGAUAAGCGCAAAAUUUCAGCUCCUGUUUCUCAAAAAAUGCAUAGAAAAAUUCAGUCCAGCUUGUCUGUAAGCAAUGACAUCAGUAAGAAGAGUAAAGUAAAUGCUGUCUUUUCCCAAAAGACAGGCUCUUCACCUGAAGACUGUUGUGUCCACUGUAUCCUGGCAUGCUUGUUCUGUGAAUUCCUGACACUCUGCAAUAUUGUCCUGGGACAAGCUUCAUGUGGCAUCUGCACCUCGGAAGCCUGCUGCUGCUGCUGUGGUGACGAGAUGGGGGAUGACUGUAACUGCCCUUGUGACAUGGACUGUGGCAUCAUGGAUGCCUGUUGUGAAUCCUCAGACUGUCUGGAAAUUUGUAUGGAAUGCUGUGGAAUCUGUUUUCCCUCAUAAAUAUUUAUCUUUCAUUUUUGGUAAAACUGGAGAACAUUUUAUAAUUUUUCUUAUAAGGGGAAGAAAAGCAUGUGGCGAGAUCUCAUGGCACAACUCAGUAUUUACACUGUUAACUCGGUAUUUUUAAGUAUCUCUGAAAGCUCUUUUCUCUCAAUCUCUGUGUUCAAUAUGUGAAGUUUUAACUAACUCAUUUUGAAGCUUAUCAGUAGGUUAUAAUAACUGAAAGACAUUUUGACAUACGCACCCUAAAAUUUAAGUGUCUCCAUUCGAUUGAUACUUCUGUUGUUUCUAAUCAUUCUUUGGAGCUCUUUGCUCUAAAUAUAUUACUUCUCAGUAGGUAUUGAAACCAGACCACUUAUUGCUGAUGUUUAUCUAUUAAAGGUUAAAAGUAAGUAUUCUUUGAUUCCAAGUAAGCUUGGGGCAUCAGUCCCACACAGUCAUGGGCACUUUCUGUCUGUCUCUUCUGUGCAAUCUUCUCCACCUUCCAAACUUGUCAGACUGCACCACCACAGAACACCAUCCUGAUCUAAUCCAUAGCAUCAUGCAGCCUAAUAGAGGAGGACAAGGUCUGUAAAGAAUGAGCCAUGCUUUGAGACAUGCUGGCAUUAGGACUGUAAAGGAGAUAAAUAGGCCAUAGGAACAAACAGGAGAGAACUCCUAGGAUAUUGAGUACGGCUAGGAGAGAAUGAGGGGCUGGAGGUGGGGCUUAAGAUGACUGAUUCAUCUUUUAGUGGAAUGAAUUACUUGGAUGUAGAACAGCAUUUAAGGUGGACAGCCUGAGCGGUCUGUGUCCUUCGAGAAAGACUAUGCCUUCAUUUUACUUUCUCUUCAGAUGCAUCAAUACAGCUUUUGUCAAACGAUGGAAAUACUCAUUUUUCUACACAUAAUUUAAAUGUUAUAAAACAUUGAUGAGAACAUAAUACCUUAUUAACAGCUAUAUUUUACACAAAAUGUAGAACACUUUUUAAUACACUUCAUUUAAACUAAUUUUUUUUCAAAUAAAAAAUCCCAGUAUUCUGAUUUUUGUUUAUUCCAAGGCUUUCUUAAAGCUUGAGUGAUUCAGUUCUUGGGGGAAGUGGGGUCUGUUUGAUCUGGUUGGCUUCUCAGUCAUGGUUAUAUUUCAAAAGCAUGGUGAUUCUUGGAUUGUACUUUUCCCUUCAGUCCAGGAGGAGCCCAGAUGUCCAGGACUGUGACCAGAUUUUGUUAUUACAAUUUGUGUUAAAUUAAGCAAAAAAGGCAGGUUAUAAAGAUUCUAAAGUAUAAAGAAGGAAGUCUGUGAUGAGGUUAAUUAUGUAGUGAUCCAGUCAGCGCAGAACAGUAAAUUUUAAUUUUCUUUCUUUCUCUCUCCCUCUCCUCUCCUCUUCUCUUCUGUCUCUCUCUCUCCCUCUCUCUCUCUUCUCUGUCUCUCCCGCUCUCUCUCUCCCUCCAGCCCAUGAGUUUUAUCUCUCCAGAUUUGUAAUGUAUAUUCAUUCAAUAUCAUUCAUUAUAGAUGUCUUGAAAGUGUAUUUGGGUUAGUGUUUUAACUUGAGCAUGUCAUAUUCUUCCUCUGAGAUGAAGCCUAGUCUGUAAUUAAAUAAUUAUUUUAAAGUAUUCUUUUUAAAACAAAUACAAAUAUUUCCAGUGCAAUAUAUAUAUAUACACAUACACUUUAAAAUGCAGUGUUGAAAUGAUGUGUUAGUAUACAAUGAUUUUCUUCCUCUUGUAAAGAAUAAUUGUCAUUUACUACAUCAAAUAUAACCAGAAUCUUAAUAUUUCCAUAUACCCCAAAUUAACUUUUGCUUAUGUCUUAGGAUAUAAGAAGAACAUUUGUUCACAGAUAAGCCGCCUCCUGACCUGGAGUUAUUAGAAUAUUUGAUUUGUUAUCCUGUUAGACUUUUGUACUCAGAGGUUUGUGUGAUGUUUAAGUAUAUUUUGCUAUGAUUGCAAUGAAAAUAUUAGCACAUUGCAAUGUUUCUCUGUAAUAGCAAGCAUCAGUGGAGAUGCCAGAAUUCUGUUUCCAAACGUGUGUGUUUUCUUCAGCUGUCUGUUUCAGCAGUCAUCCCUUUAAGCAUCUUGUAUAAUGCAAAAGAAAAAUAGGCAAAUGUGAAAAUAGUUUCAAUAGAUCUUAGAAUUUCUGUAUGUCAAAUGUUUUUUUUGCAAUCUGUGGCCAUUAAAACUAAAUGCUACACUGUAUGGUUAGAUAUUCGGUCUCCUUUUAAAUGUGGAGUAUUUUCAAACUGGAGAUGGAUUAUCCUGAACAUUCUAAAAUAAAAAAAAAAAAA